Eptesicus fuscus (big brown bat) is the source of this 1246-nucleotide messenger RNA. RefSeq names its product artemin (gene ARTN). Bases 24 to 704 code for a protein of 226 amino acids. NCBI's taxonomy places the organism in Eukaryota, Metazoa, Chordata, Mammalia, Chiroptera, Vespertilionidae. The record is from RefSeq and is a predicted model, not a curated record. The transcript has 3 exons. Gene Ontology annotation, molecular function: receptor tyrosine kinase binding; glial cell-derived neurotrophic factor receptor binding; growth factor activity.
GGGAGAUCCUGGUAUUGACAGAGAUGGAGCCUGGACGCGGAGGCCCUUCUGUGCUGCCCCGCUGGCCCCGGCCUAGGCGGCAGCUUGCCCUGUGGCCAUCGCUGGCCACUCUGGUGCUGCUGAGCAGUGUUGCUGAGGCCUCCCUGGGCCUUGCGCCCCGCAGCCCCGCCACGCUUGACGGCCCCGCGCCAGCCCCGGCGCCCCCCGCCGGCCCCCUGACCGGUGGCCGCGCUUCCCGUUUCUGCAGCGGAAGAGCCCGGCGGCCGCCCCCGCAGCCGUCCCGGCCCGCGCCCCCGCCGCCCGCGCCCUCGCCCGCUCCCUCCCGCGCGGGGCGUGCCGCGCGGGCCUGGGGCCGAGGUGGCCUCGCGAGCCGGGGGAGCCGCGCGCGGGCCGUGGGGGGGCGGGGCUGCCGCCUGCGCUCGCAGCUGGUGCCGGUGCGCGCGCUCGGCCUGGGCCACAGCUCCGACGAGCUGGUGCGUUUUGGCUUCUGUAGCGGUUCCUGCCGCCGCGCGCGCUCCCCGCACGACCUCAGCCUCGUCAGCCUGCUGAAAGCUCGGGCCCUGCAGCCACCUCCGGGCUCCCAGCUGGUCAGGCAGCCCUGCUGCCGACCCACGAGCUACGAGGCUGUCUCCUUCAUGGAUGUCAACAGCACCUGGAGGACCGUGGACCAGCUCUCAGCCACUGCCUGCGACUGCCUGGGCUGAGAGCUCUCCCCAAGGAUUUGCGGAUGGCACCCUUACAUGGGGAAUCUCCCUGGCUGGAAGGGACCACGGGCCUCAACCAGAGAUGGACACCACCGGCCUCAACCAGAGAUGGACACCACCGGCCUCAACCAGAGAGGGACACCACCGGCCUCAACCAGAGAGGAACACCACCGGCCUCAGCUGGGCUUGUGAUGGGCAUCAGCCCUGGAGGAUGAGGGAUGGCAGUCCUCCCCUUCCUAGUCCCAGCCCUGCAGACACCAGAGGCCUCGGCUACGGAGACCUUAGGACCACUCCUCACGGACUCUGGCACUGAGCAGGCCACAGAGCCAGGACUCCUCCUCUGGAGAACCCAGCAGAGUUUGAGGUCUCAGCCUCCGCCCAGGCCCUGGGGGCACAGAAUGGGAGGAGGCACACUGCCGUCGCAUUGCUGAAGUGCCUGUGGUGGAGUGGCCUGGUACUCACUCCAGAGACCUGGACCCCUAUUUAUUAUUUCUAAGUUAUUUAUUUACUUCUGUGGUUUGUCAGAUCCUUUCCUGGGCAGU